UGUAGCAGCAAAAAAGGGGUGGAAGCCGUGGCCUGGAACUGAACCUGAGGUAAUAACACGGCCUUCGUAGCAGCUCAGUUCUUUUACAGGAAAAUCUAGAAGAUGCCUCUGAAUUUCUAAGAUGAACAAUGUGUGGAGUUACUUCAGCUGAAACCCCCUUUCUUACUGCUGAAAACUUUAAGAGCUAUCUGGCCUCAGAUGACGUACUGGUUUACUAUUUCAAUGAGUUCUUAAGUCUGCCGUCUUUCUCAGAAGCUUUGGUGUACAACCAGCAAUCUGGACUUUUUGAGGUGGCGACUGAAAAAGCUGACAUUGUCGCCAAACAGAUCAGAGCUACACUGAAACAAUAUAAAUCAUUACUGCUUUCUGAUGACCUAGAAACAUUUUCCAAAAUGCCACCUGUACCGGACAUCUGUUUCACUGUCACUUGCCUCAGCAGAGAGGAAGGAACUCGGUGGAUUACGGAGAAAAGACUACCUUUCUUCCUGCAGAGUGACUUCUAUCAUGAGUAUAGACUUGCCAAGCUGCUGUUUCAGUGGAAGCCAACCUUUUGGAGCCUUGACUGGAAAAACUGGUCAGAUGAAAAAGACAUUAGCAGUUAUGCAAUCUCAGAAUUGCUUGAUUACUCUUCUUCUGAAGAAGAUUCUUCAGAUUCUCUGGAGAGUAUAUCACCAGAACCAGCAGUUGAAUGUGAGCAAACUCAAAAACUCCACAGCUCAUCUGACCUGUCAGCGGGUCCGUCAGACAACCUGACUGCUGAAGAACAGCCAGCGUACUUUGCUAGUAAAGUGGUUGGAGGCCAGCCAGACCUCUCCAGGACAGAUGACCAACACGAAGCAAAGAAAGAGAAAACAAAACUGGCGAGGAAGAACUCAACACCAUUAAACAGCGCAAAGGAUAGUAGAAAUAAGCCAGCAGAGGUUAAGAAGAGUCCUAUUUUGUGCUGGCAAGCCUCCAGUGCUGAUGAGAAUAGGCCAGGCUUGGAUGAGUUCAAAGAGUUUUUGCGAGGAACGUCAGGAGAGAAGCUUCUAAAUCUGUGGAUGGAUGUUCAGACACUGAUAGCGUUGCAGACGGAAGAACGAAAAAAAAGAUAUUUAGUUCUGUUGAGGAACUGCUACCUGAGGAGCAGCAGUCCUUGUUGUUUGAAUGGGGAGCUGCUUGCAAGGUUGGGGCUGACUAACUCCCCCUGCUGGACAGAGGAGAAACUGUUCUCGGUUCAGGAACUACUAACUGAGCCUCUACUCAGCUACUGGUUACCUCGGUACUGGAUGAAGACGUGUUGCAGACAGCCUGGCAGUCACUCUGAAGAGUAUCUGUCCCCAUUCCAUCAUUCUGCUAUGACUCAGAUGUCUGCCAAAUGUGAGACACCAUUUGGAAGAAGAGUGAAACCGAUGAUGACGUCUCUGUUUAUUGAGUUCCGGACUGGGCUGUACUUCACACACUACUGUGAACAAUCUGGAAACAAGGUCCUUUAUUCCACAUAUAUCUCCAGCUUUGCAAGGAGGAGCAUUAAUGUUAAGACUGAAAUCAGAAGAGAGGUGUACAACAAACUGCAGCCUGCUUUUGAGGAGCUGUUUGAUAGGGUGGAGGAACAUGUGCUGGACAUCCUUCUGGAGCCGUGGACACAGCUGAACCAGAGGGACAAAGAGUCAUUUCAGCAGGUGCCUGUGCACGAGGAGCAGCGGUGCUUCUUCAAUACAGAGUACAGAGAACUCCUGAGGCUCUGCAAGGAAUCAAAGGAGCACCAGAAACGGAUCAGCAAGCAACAACAGCAGAGGUCCAUGAAUCUUCCUAUAUCUAUCGAGCCAUUCCCUUCAAAGAGAAUUCGAAACGCUGGUCUGUGGUCCAAAGUGGCUGCAGUUUUCCGUGGUUAUCGUCUAUUGACCUUACUUCGUCAGCCUCAAGAGAUUGGACAUUUCAUGACUUCCUUGAAGGAAAAUGAUGCCAGCAUUCAUCUGAGCUGUUGGUUGGACCUAGAGCGGUACAAGACGAUUUCUAAGACAGACGAGAGCAUCAGACAGGAGAAGUCAACUAUGAUUGUUAAAAAGUACCUGAACGAAGGCUACUUCUUUGGUCCUGGCAGCCCUGCCACAGAAAAACAACAGAAAGAUAUUCUAGUUAAGGCAGGUGGAGAGGAGAAGCUGCAGUCAGAAACCCUCUCAAACAGAGUUGCGAUUGCAAUCCAGGAAAUAAUCCAACCUUACCUUGAAGAAACAUGGAUGCCUGUGUUCCUCUCCUCAAAAGAGUUUGUUGAGCGACACAAAGAAAGGGAAAAGGAAAAGAUUAAAUCAGACGAUAGAGCCGCACAGCUGAACCGGAUCAAAGCAAGGAAGGCUUCACAGAUGAGUACCUCCAGAGAUAUCCUUCUGUUUCGGAGAGCUCUUCUCAACCCGUCCACCUGCAAGCAGUUCCAGGACUAUGUCUCUGUGAAAGGAGAGUUACUGGAAAAUGACGUGCGCUUCUGGGUGGAGGUGCAGAGAUAUAAGGACCUCUGCCAUUCGCACAGCAGUAUGGUCAUAAUCCAGCAUAAAAUCUCCACAAUCAUCAACUGUUUCAUCAACUCUUCCAUCCCACCAUCUGUGCAGAUCAACAUUUCUCAUGAUCAGGCUCGGCGUAUUCUGGAAAGGCGCCGUGAGCUCGGCCCUUAUAUCUUCAGAGAGGCACAGAUAGCUGUGUUCAGUGAACUGCUGAAGCUUUGGCCCAAGUUUCAAGUGCUCAGCAGGAAUCUCUCCAAAGCAAAGCUCAUUCCCCUGCUGCAGGAAAAGAGAGCCAAACACAGGGCCAAAAUACGGAAACAGAGACGACUGGAGGAGGAGGAAAGUGAAAGAAAAUUACAGUUGUUACAGGAGGAACGGGAGAAACAAGAGUCCUGUGUUAGUUCGGAGAAGGAUGAGCGUGACAGUAAUAACGAGUCGGAACAAAAAGACGUAUCUAAAAUGCCUCGGAGGUCACACAGCAGCUUCAGCAUCCAACGUACCAUGAGCCUCCAACUCGACUCCCAGAUCUUCCAAAGACCCCAAAGCUCAUUGAUGAUUCACGCAGAACCACUGCUGUGGUCAUACUCCAAGUACAUGGAAGAUCAGCAGAAGGAGCGGGAGGAUGUGCUGAGUUCGCUUGAGAAUUCUGCCUCCACAGAUUCAGACUCCAGUAUCCUGUCAGUAAACAGUAAGGAAGGCUCCCAGGUGCCAUCAAUUGCCUCCACUAGGAGGUUCACCAAAAUGAACAGAAGGGUGAAAACAUGUCCCAACCCUGGGCCCAGGAGGAGCAUCCCUGCUAUCUGAGCAGGAGUGAAGGCUGAGAGAGUAACUGAUACAUUGAUUAUAAGAAGUUGAAGACGUAUGAUAUUAGAAUAUUUCUUAUUCAGGCCUAAGCCUUAUGGGGCCUGCUGAUUGUGAAAGUAGUGAUGCCCACGGUUUCAAUACCUUUUUAGCUGCACUAAAAAUAAAAGAAUACUUCAUGUGA
Molecule: messenger RNA, 3462 nt
Organism: Poecilia latipinna (sailfin molly)
Lineage: Eukaryota; Metazoa; Chordata; Actinopteri; Cyprinodontiformes; Poeciliidae
Product: regulator of G protein signaling 22
Exons: 24
Coding region: 129-3281 (1050 amino acids)
Biological process (GO): regulation of signal transduction
Cellular component (GO): nucleus; cytoplasm
Molecular function (GO): G-protein alpha-subunit binding
Source: RefSeq, a predicted model, not a curated record